GGUGCAGGAUAGGAAACCCCUCCUCCAAAACGGACGGUUGUCAGGACAACACAAUGCGCUGGAUCGCUACAAUGUUUCUGCUUUGACUCGUGAAUUCUGAAUAGCUAGACAACAGGCAGAGUAAUGUCUGAUUUAGCUAAAGAAAAGGCAGCUCGUCUUCUGAAGAAGAGAGGUAGUGUGUCAUCCCUUGGCAGCCAUGAUGUCAGAGCCAAGGAAACAGGGGGCAAGAUCAAGGAUUCUAUAAGCACCGUAUCCUAUAUCGAUGAGCCUGGUCACCAUGACGAUAACCCUCGACCCGCAGUACAGAUGGAGAACACCUUCCAAUUGGCACCACAUAGACGCUUCCCUGUUCUCACGGUCAAUGACAUCCUGAAGGAUGUGCUCGCCAGUUACCUGCAAGAAGAGAAGUAUGAAGCUGAGCUCUGUCGGCAGAUGACAAAGACCAUAUCUGAGGUGAUCAAAGCCAGGGUGAAGGAUCUGAUGGUUCCUCGUUAUAAGAUCAUUGUUCUGAUCAGCAUCGGACAGCUCAGUGACCAGAACAUGCGUAUCGGGAGCCGCUGCCUGUGGGACUCCUCCAACGACACCUUCUCCUCACACUCCUUCAAGAACAGCUCUCUCUUCGCCGUGGCCAACGUCUACGCUGUUUACUUUGAGUGAGUCAUCGCCCAUGGUCACAGAUGACUGUCUUGGACUGUGGGUACUCAAGUCCUAUAUAGUCUUAUGUAGUCCGUCAUAAGGGCUACAUAACAGUGUUAUAAGCAUGACAUAAUAGAUUUGAUAAAUCACGACUGUUGGUGUCAGUUUAUGACAACUGUGAUGACACAAAUAAUGUUUCGAUCAGCUAAUUGGGCAGGCUUAAAGCUAGCCAACUGGCUUGUGUCGUGACAGUGUUAAGUCGAUUGCCAUAAAGUGACACCCGGCUGUAAUGUCAUUGUCACGACAGUCUUAUGUAACCCCUAUGACCGAGCUUUCAAGUAAAGUGUACCAAAUGACCUAUGUUCUAUUUCUGUAUUCGUAGCAUAGACUGUGGGUAUUCUAAAAUUGUCUAUCAUGUGUAUGAUGUUAAUUUGCAUAUCAUGGAGAACGGUUGUGUGGAAGUGCUGGGAAACCUUCAAAUGAAGGUCAUGCCUAGAGCAUUGUGGUUUUAUCAAACAUACGUAUCAAGGAAGUAUCGGAGGCAAUAAGAAUAUAGUCUCAGGUAAAAGGAAAUAAGUUCAUACCAUAGUCUGAAUAUCUUUCUGGAAAUUAUUCAUUUUGGUUACAUAUGUUCUUGUCUGUGUAAUAAUGUACAAAUACUGUAUAAUACAGCAUUUCCUGAUCAUUUAAAUCUCAAAUAGCUUUUGCAAUCACUGUGGCACAUCGUCACACACUGUCUUGUCUUCUAGCAUAUUUUGAAUAUUGUUCUCAGAUUUUAUAAAGAGCAUGUUUUAUAUUUUUAAGAAACUUAGACUAAAGAAAUAGUCUAAGUUUCAUCCUGAGAGGCAAAGUCUGUUCAAUUCUCAUAUAGACCUCAUUCAGUGGAAAUGUUAUUGAACUGAUGACUCAUAUGGGUUUUCAGUCUCAUAACUUGAUGAAAUAAUUUGCUGGUCUUGUCAUAACUUGCUGAAUAGAUUAUUGAUUUUGUACAGUUGUCCAGUCAAAUGUCUACUUGCUGAAUGUAACCCAUUCGCUUUGGUUAGCUAAAAUGGUCCAUUGUACAACAUAUAUUGCCUCUUGUUGGAUUAAUAAAAGUCAGGUCAACCAUAAUAAAGAAAUCUGAGGAGAUAUCACCAUGG
Salvelinus sp. IW2-2015 is the source of this 1775-nucleotide messenger RNA. RefSeq names its product dynein light chain Tctex-type family member 5 (gene dynlt5). The record is from RefSeq and is a predicted model, not a curated record. Lineage: Eukaryota; Metazoa; Chordata; Actinopteri; Salmoniformes; Salmonidae. Gene Ontology annotation, molecular function: dynein intermediate chain binding. Gene Ontology annotation, biological process: microtubule-based movement. Gene Ontology annotation, cellular component: cytoplasmic dynein complex; cytoplasm.